UAAUUUUAAUCUUUUUUAUACGAGCGGUAAUAUUCUCUCUUUUCCGCCCGACUAUUCUUUUCGUUACCAUCUUCUUCUGUGGCUUACUUAUUCCUUACUCCUGCCACAAUAUUUUCUGAGGGCGUUAGUGAGAUCAGGAAUCACAACAUCAAGUCGGUGGCAGUCGACGGUUAAGAGAAUAUGGCGAUAGCUGUCGUCCUCACUGCUUUACAUAUUUAAUGCAUGCAAUCUCAGCUUGUUGAGCGAUUUUGUUUUGUCGCAUGCGCAUACUGCACCUGUGCGAGAAGCGCAUUUUUUGACUUCAAAUGAAAAAAUACGAAAGUUCCAAGAUGAAGAAGUAUGAGAUCUUAAAGCAAAUCGGAGAGGGAUCUUUUGGACAAGUGUACAAAGCUAAGAAACGUUCGGAUGGUGAAAUCGUGGCUUUCAAAAUGAUAAGGAAGUGCGGCAGGUCGUUUAAGGAGCUGAAAAGUUUACGUCAAGAGUGUGAGAUUCAACGUCAUUUACAUCAUCCAAAUAUUGUGCAGAUGUUAGAUUCCUUUGAGACAGAAAACGAAAUUGUGGUUGUAACGGAAUAUGCAGACAAGGAACUCUAUGAUAUACUGGACAAGCAAGGCAGAUUGUCCGAGGAAAGAGCUCAAGUAAUAGCUUGUGAUCUGGUGUCUGCGCUUUAUUAUUUGCAUUCAAAUCGAGUGAUGCAUAGAGAUCUCAAGCCACAAAAUGUUCUUUUGGAGGCAAACGGUGUGGCUAAACUUUGUGAUUUUGGAUUUGCUCGCAGCAUGAGCACUGGCACUCACGUACUUACUUCAAUCAAAGGUACGCCAUUGUACAUGGCGCCAGAACUUAUAGAAGAAUAUCCAUAUGACCAUAAUGCUGAUUUGUGGUCCUUAGGAUGCAUAGUUUAUGAAUUGGUGGUGGGUUCUCCUCCAUUUCAGACCAACUCAAUAUUGCACUUGGUUAAAUUAAUCAGAUUUGAAGCGAUAAAGUGGCCAGAUUUUAUUUCUCCAAAUUGCAAAAGCUUCUUACAGGGUUUACUACAAAAAGAUCCUUCUCAGCGAUUGACUUGGCCAGCUCUUCUCGAACAUCCGUUCGUCAAAGAUCGAAUUAUAAUAGUAGGUGGCACCGCACCUGUGGCUCCAUUAACAACUCCAUUGUCCGCGAGUCAAGCAAGAGCAAAGCAGCAGCAGUUGCAAAGUCUGGCGAUGCGUUCUACGAAACAAUCCAAAGUUGUGGAGAAAGUGAUAAAAAAAAUGCAAGAACAGGAGAGGAAACAGCACGAAUAUCGUCAGCGAACAUGUAUCUCGCAACCGGGUUAUCUAGUAUCCCCUGGUUAUUGCCAGCAUGGAAUAGGUCAUUGUCAAGGAUUGCGUCAUAGCGAGCCGAGCGGCACUGAUUCUAGCGCUAGCAUCGACGUGCUUUUAGGAAAUCUCAGUCUCAGGGCGUCUCUGAGAAGUGAUCUUCUAGCAGCGGAUCACGCUAUAUGCCAGAACGAUUGUCCGCAUAGCGCAAAUGUAGAGCAUAAUUUCCCCGUAUCGGAGGAUCACUCCAAACCUAUUCAAACGCAGAUAGACGACAAUUCCGUUGGACGACAGUUGGAUGGGGAAAUGCAUCACACUAAUGCUCAGGGUGAUGGUAUCAAUAUCGGUCAACAAGCGGAAAAAUCCUCGCACACUGAUCAAAUGCACGGCGAUGGUGAUUGUAAACAAAGCUGCUUGAGCAUCGAUUAUGAACAAGAAUUCGGUGAGAAAAAUCCACCCGAAAAGAAAACGUCCGAGAAGCCUGCGAGAUUGCCGGACUGGGAUCUGAGGGCAGUGGAAAGACCGAUUGAAAAUGAAGAAUGGGUUGUGUUUUUACAAAAAUCGAUGGAAGAAGUUAUGGAGGGCGAGAUCGAUUCUUUGUUGCAACAAAAUUGCGUUUCGGUGUUUGUUUCCCCUCUUAGAAACCCAGCAGCCGGUUGUCGAGUAGUCGAAUACGUAGCUUGUUUAUUAUCGUUGCCGUUUACCGUGCCAAUUAGCAAGGAGAAUUUGAAGAAAAUCGAACGAGUUUAUCUGGAUGUAAGAGUGGUACCUAAUCUCGUUUACGCUGUGAAACUCCUAAUGUCGGAACGCUCUGACGAAGCGACGAACGCGACAGAUACGGCUUAUGCGGAAACGAGAUCAGCAUCCUCUCUGUCUGCGGAUGAGCUUCAAGCGCUCGAGUGCGCAAUGCUGGUGCUUUGCAGAUUGGUAUACGUUGGGAAUCAAUUUCUCAUUCAGUUUUGCGACGCCAUUUACAUCGUUAAUGGAAUGCCACUUCUACAACAACUGCUAGCUUUGGAGAGAAGAAAGGCACGAGUCGUUGCGGAUCUUGUAGCGAUUUUGAAUAAUGUGCUGCGAUCUCAACCUGAGAAUGCCGAGCUUGUGGAACGGGUCGUAUUGCGUAUGAAAACACCUGGAGCAUCGGUAGAGCAGCUCAGUAAACUUCUCCAUCAUCGACAAGCUGUUUUGCGAGCGAGAACGUGUACCAUGGUUAGAUUGUUGGGUAGAUUUUGCUGCAGAGCACUGCAACAGGUUUGGGACAGAUCAUUAAAAAAUUUAAUUGAGAGUUUAACUAAGGAUGAGGAUGAACAAGUGCGACACGCUGCUGUGGAUGCAGUAAGUGAAUUAAAACAACUAACGUAUUACAAUCAAAAGAGUCCUGUGAGUUGAGCGGGUGAAAUAAGAAUAUUUGUAGGGAUCAAUUUUAAUGUUGUUAUUAUCCUUCAACUAGUACAGAAUUAUGCGUAAUUCGUGAUUCGCCGUUGAGAGAGAAGAAAUUAAACGCGCCAAUGACUGUAAAAGCAUUCAACGGAUAACAAACUGCGAAUCGCAUAUUCACAUAAUCCGGCGCUAAUUUUAUGAGAUCAAAUAUUUUAUUUUUAGACAGACUGAUAUACUUAAGAAAUAAAAUAUUUGUAAUAUUUUUAUAAAUCGCUAAAUAAUAAACAUACUUUGGCUCGUGCAGAUAUACUUAAAAUGUAGCAAAUACGUUAUAAAGAUUUUCAAGUGUUCAAUCAAAUUAAUAUUAACAGGGUAAAUAAGAAUCUUAAUUGUACGUAAUAUUAUUGACUUUGUGAAAUUUUUUACAUAAAUAUACGCAAUAUUGAA
Linepithema humile (Argentine ant) is the source of this 3122-nucleotide messenger RNA. RefSeq names its product STKc_STK36 domain-containing protein fused (gene fu). Gene Ontology annotation, biological process: protein phosphorylation. Gene Ontology annotation, cellular component: cytoplasm. The record is from RefSeq and is a predicted model, not a curated record. NCBI's taxonomy places the organism in Eukaryota, Metazoa, Arthropoda, Insecta, Hymenoptera, Formicidae. Gene Ontology annotation, molecular function: ATP binding; protein kinase activity.